AUGGCGCUGUCAACCAACCAGCUUGAAGAAGCUCUGAUUGACGGCACGUACCAUGUGUUUACCGCUGAGCCUGAUGCGACAACGGUAAACAAAGUGCGGAAGCAUGUUGAAGAGUCCAUGGGUCUGGAAGAAGGUUUCUUCACAAGCGAGGACUGGAAACAAAAGAGCAAGGCUCUGAUUAAACAAUAUGUUGACAAGCUGUUAGAGGGCUGGUUGCCAGAGUCGAAACAGGAAAGACAAUCAGAAAAUAGAACCGAGCGAGACGCUUCUGAGAUUUCCCCGUCAUCCCCAAAGCGCCAGAAGCACGCCGCCCAGAAUGGCCAGUACACGACGCAAGAUGAGGAACCCCACGGGAGCGAUGAAGAGACGAAACCAAACCCGAAAAAAGUGACAUCACGUCGUCAGUCUCAAACGGUAGUAGACUCGGCUAAAGAUUCGAGCGACAAUCUCGAGCCAGCCCCGCCCAAGAAACGAAAACAGAAAGGCAAUGGCGCAUCAGCAAAAGCACAGAAGGGAUCGCCAUCCAUAGGUGAGGAGGAUGAUUCCAAAGACGAUGCAAUGUCCUCGAUAGAAGUCGAAGUUUCAAACUCUGCCGUGAAUGAAGAGGAAGAGUACUCGGAUGUCAUUGACGAGGCGCCGAAGCCAAAGCGAAAGAAGAAGGAGCGAAAGGAUUCAUCAUCUAAACCGGCCAAGCCCAAGUUGAAGAAGACGACAGAGUCGACACCUGAUGAUCCCGAUGAAGCUGAGAUCAAGAAACUCCAAUCACAGUUAGUCAAAUGCGGAAUCAGGAAAUUGUGGCACAAUGAGCUCAAGAAGUACGGAGACGACGCGAGAGCCAAAAUUCGCCACCUCAAGAGAAUGCUUACAGAAGUCGGAAUGGAUGGUCGCUUCUCCGAGGCAAAAGCGCGCGAAAUCAGAGAAACAAGAGAACUCUUAGCCGAAGCAGAGGCCGCACAGGAGAUGAAUCGUCUGUGGGGGAUGGACACAGGCGGCCGGGCGAGUCGAAGUAAGAACAAGUCGAUCAAGGUCGAGGAAAGUGGAGAUAGCGAGGCCGAAGAUGCCGGUGGUAAUGGCAGCACAGAGGACGACGAUGCAGAGGAGGGUACUUCGUUUGCGGCUAGACGGAGACGCGCUCAGGCCGACCUGGCGUUUCUUGGAGAUGACAGCGAAUCUGAUGAAUGA
Messenger RNA from Metarhizium acridum CQMa 102, 1182 nucleotides. RefSeq lists its product as uncharacterized. Lineage: Eukaryota; Fungi; Ascomycota; Sordariomycetes; Hypocreales; Clavicipitaceae. The record is from RefSeq and is a predicted model, not a curated record. Gene Ontology annotation, cellular component: nucleus.